Fonsecaea monophora is the source of this 315-nucleotide messenger RNA. RefSeq lists its product as hypothetical. The record is from RefSeq and is a predicted model, not a curated record. The transcript has a single exon. Lineage: Eukaryota; Fungi; Ascomycota; Eurotiomycetes; Chaetothyriales; Herpotrichiellaceae. Bases 1 to 315 code for a protein of 104 amino acids.
AUGUCUCACGCCAGAGCAUCCAGUCGACACUAUUCUGACUAUGAACGGGCGCUCGAGAAAGCUGCUGAACGACCCAAAACAUCCCCACCUUCUUCGACCACUUCAUCUCGAACCUCCUCGGCCACGUCGUUGCAGCCAACCGCCCCAGUGGCCGAAUGGUGCCAUCAAAUGCACUUGAUCCAACAGCGAAAAUACGAUUGGUGUGCAAGCUGCUAUCCCAAGCCUCCGCCCGCUCCAAGCGCUAUCAGAAUCCCGUCACAGAAAGCACUGCAACAGUCAAGAAUGAGCAAUGAGCCUGGUCAUGCAUACCAGUAG